Molecule: messenger RNA, 927 nt
Organism: Aspergillus calidoustus
Lineage: Eukaryota; Fungi; Ascomycota; Eurotiomycetes; Eurotiales; Aspergillaceae
Source: the annotation of a GenBank genome assembly
AUGUUGCCCAGCGGUCAUACAGAUUCAGAUUUCUAUGCCCAACUGGCAUCAAAGACGGUCAUCGUCACAGGCGGUGCAGGAGGCAUCGGCGAAGCAACAGCAAGAGUCUUCAACAGACACGGCGCGAAUGUAGUCAUCGCCGAUAUUCCCAGCUCAUCGGAGCUCGCUGAGAAAGCAAUCGCUACUUUCGCACAUCCAGAGAAAGCCAGCUUCGUGCCUGUGGACAUCCUCGACUGGAAACAAAUGACACAUCUUUUCCGCAGCACGGUGGAAAGAUACGGAAGCCUCGAUACUGUUGUUGCCAACGCGGGUAUUAUGGAAAAGACGGAGACACUUGAUAUCGAGAGUACAGAUGCCGAUGGUAAUCUGUUAGAGUCUACGGGGGCGUUCAAGGUGAUUGAUGUAAAUGUCAAAGGGACGUUGAACACUCUGAGACUGGCGAUGCACCAUAUGAAAUCAUCCGCGGGCGAGAGGACCGGCCGAAAAUCAAUCGUCCUAGUUGCCUCGACGUCAGGAUAUUUUGGUGGCACCGGGGUAUCCGCAUACGUCGCUUCCAAGCAUGCGAUCAUCGGUCUGAUACGAAGCUCCCACGUCGCAGCCAAGAAACACGGCAUCACAGUCACGGGUAUCUCGCCCUUUUUCACAACGACAAAUAUCACAGCCAAGGCAGGGAAGCAGUGGGAAGCUGAUGGUCUCAAGCCGAAUACGCCGGAGGAUGUAGGACUGGCCAUCGCGCAGAGUUCGGUCGGGGCGGAGAGCGGUACUUGCACUUUGGUUGCCGGCCCAUUUCGCAAGGAAAUGGAGCACAGUCGAAACCAGAUCAUGUCGCAGUGGGUAGGGCAGGACAUUUGGGAUUUCUUCCAGAAAGCAUUCAGGAUUAUCUCGGGGAGUGGAGGGUAUAACCUACCAAACGUGAACUCAGCAUAG